AUGGGCACUGCAAUAAGGGCAGCCUAUCAUGAUGCUGUGCCUUGGCAGUUCCUGACGAAGCCGGGCACAAAGGUCCGCAGGUGCCGUUUGGAAGAGCUCUCGCUGCUGCGUGGCCUCAGGGACGGGCUGGAGUGCAUUGCAGGGCAGGCACUGCUUCUUAAUUAUCGCAUUAUCCUACCUGCACGCAUUUUGGCUACCCUUCACACGCUGCACCCAAAGAUUAUGAAUGACACACCCCUGCGGUUGGGAGCCCUGCCGAGUUCCAGCGGGACGAAGAAAAGGACGGGGACGGAUCCCCCGCUCCCGGCCAGGCCCCGCGGGGGGAGCCUCCCGCGGGCCCUGCGGCCGUUCUCGCGAGGUUUCCGCGCGGCUGCGGGCGCCGGCUCCGUGCGCUCGGGGCGGGAGGCGGGGCCGGGCCGGGCCGGCGGCCGCGACGCGCGGCUCAUGGACCCGCCGCUGCUGCAGGAGUCGCCGCGCCGCGACACGGCCGCUCCGCCGAACCCGCCGGUGCCGCUGCCUUCUCCGCCGUCCCCGCUGCCGCCGCCGCUUCACCCGGCGCCGGGGAAACAGCGGGAGGAGAAGAAAACGGCGCUGAGCAAAGUGGUUAUUCGAAGGCUUCCUCCUUGUCUAACCAAGGAGCAACUGGAGGAACAGCUGCAUCCUCUACCUGCCCAUGAUUAUUUUGAGUUUUGCACUGCUGAUCCCAGCCUUUAUCCUCAUCUCUACUCAAGAGCAUACAUUAACUUUAGAAAUCCUGAGGACAUCCUUCUUUUUAGAGAUCGCUUUGAUGGCUAUGUCUUCAUUGAUAAUAAAGGUUUGGAAUAUCCUGCAGUGGUUGAGUUUGCUCCAUUUCAGAAGAUUUCAAAAAAGAAGCUGAAGAAGAAAGAUGCCAAAGCUGGGAGCAUUGAAGAUGACCCAGAAUAUAGGAAAUUUUUAGAGAAUUAUUGUGCUGAUGAAGACAAGAUCUGUGCCAAUCCUGAGAUUCUUUUGGGAGAGAUUGAGGCCAAAACAAGGGAACUAAUUGCUAGAAGAACAACACCCCUUUUGGAAUAUAUUAAAAAUAGAAAAUUAGAAAAGCAGAGAAUACGAGAAGAGAAAAGAGAAGAACGAAGGCGGAGAGAAUUGGAGAAGAAACGUUUGCGGGAGGAAGAGAAAAGGAAGCGCAGGGAAGAAGAAAGACGUAAAAGAAAAGAAGUGGAGAAGCAAAAGAAGAUUUCUGAAAAAGAAAUAAGGAUCAAGCUUCUCAAGAAGCCUGAAAAAGGAGAUGAACUGGCCAGUGAAAAGCACAAGGAAAAAGGUGAAGAAGCUGACAUUGAGGAAAACAAAUGGGAUAAAUCACCUGGAUCUGGGAGCAUAAAAUCAAAAUCUUUGGAGAGUUCACUGAAAGAACUUAAAGAUAAGUCACAAAAUGAUAGUGACAAAGAGCAAAGAGAUUUGGAGAGAAGAUUUCGAGAAAAAGAACCUGAAAGGCAAAGGUAUCGAUUGGAUGAUGGCAGAAAGCAUAGAACUCACUAUGAAUUUGACAAGUUUAUGAGAAGGAAUGAAGAAGAGCUGAAAUGGGGGAAAGGAUACAACCAAGACAGAGGAAAGAAAGGGAACUACAACUACAGCUUCACUGUGGAGGCAGUAGACAAACUGGGUAAAGAGGACAAGUGUGAUGACAUGGCAUCCAAAAAGGAGCGCAUAAGAAAUAAGGAUCGUCCAGCCAUGCAGUUGUAUCAGCCAGGAGCUCGCAUCCGAACACAUAUGGGACCUACAAGUAAAACCUACGACUGCAGUGGGAAAUCCUUUGAAGAUGCUCUUGAUAAAAAGUAUGAGGCAGAUAAUUCAGCUGGAGCUAGUUCUGAAAGGACUGAAGAAGCAGAAUAA
Molecule: messenger RNA, 1869 nt
Organism: Cinclus cinclus
Lineage: Eukaryota; Metazoa; Chordata; Aves; Passeriformes; Cinclidae
Gene: UPF3A
Product: UPF3A regulator of nonsense mediated mRNA decay
Biological process (GO): positive regulation of translation; nuclear-transcribed mRNA catabolic process, nonsense-mediated decay
Cellular component (GO): cytoplasm; nucleolus
Molecular function (GO): telomeric repeat DNA binding
Source: RefSeq, a predicted model, not a curated record